UACUGAUGUUCCGUGAAGUACCCAAUGCAACCACUGCACUGCUCGACAUGUUGCUGCAUUGCUGCUACUGCAACGACACGUUCACCUUGUCCGUCAUGAUGAUGAUCCACGGUCAGGUGUCCUCGGCGCCCACCAAUGAGCUGAAGCACAUCUUGAUUCUCCUCCUGGAGCUGUUGAUGAUGGAGGACCCCCUGCAGGGCAAGCGCCUCAAGCUAGCCGUGGAAGGCAACAACAACAAUGGCCUCUUGGGUAAGGAGCUCUCAUCUCUGUAUAUACUGACCUGGGUAGGGUGA
Molecule: messenger RNA, 293 nt
Organism: Patiria miniata (bat star)
Lineage: Eukaryota; Metazoa; Echinodermata; Asteroidea; Valvatida; Asterinidae
Product: ubiquitin carboxyl-terminal hydrolase 24-like
Exons: 2
Coding region: 6-293 (95 amino acids)
Source: RefSeq, a predicted model, not a curated record